AUGCGAAACGUGGGUGAAGAUGGUUUGUGUUCGGACAUGUGCCCUGAAAAAGAGAGGUACCUGAGAGAGAACCAGAGAAGGCUGUCUCCCUUUGAAGUCCUGUCCAGUGGUAACAAGGUCUUUGACCACAGCAGAGCAGUGAAAGAAUACAUAAGAUCAUCUGCUGACCAGGACAUGCCACCCCCAGAGGAACUGCGUCCUGCCAACGUUCUUGAAAUGACGAUGGACUAUCUCCUGAGUGACGUCAUCAACAAGGGGGGUCCAGGGAUGUGGGGGGAGUGGUACAACUUUCUAUGGAACAGGAUGAGGGCAAUUAGGAAGGACAUAGUGCAGCAGAGGUUGUGCAAUGAAAGGGCAGUCCAACUGACUGAGAAGUCGACACGUUUCCACAUCCUGUGCAGUGCCAUGCUGUGUGAGGAGGACCCAAGUGUAUUUGAUCAGAAGAUUAACAGUGAGAACCUGACGAAAUGUCUGCAGAGUUUGAAGGAACUCUAUCACGAUCUUUCACUUAAAGGAAUUCACUGUUGCCACGAAGCUGAAUUCAGAGGCUACAUGAUACUCAUGAAUUUGAAUAAUGCUGAUAUCUUGAGUGAGGCACAACACUGGCCUGAGCACAUCUUACGGUCAGAGUUUGUAGUUAGGAGCAUUGCCGUGCACACAGCAGUCACAAGUAACAAUUACGUCAAGUUCUUCAGGAUUGUGCGCCAGUCAUCAUUUCUUACCAGCUGCAUAUUACAUAGGUACUUCAACCAGAUGAGGAUGGUGGCAGUGAAAAGAGUUGCGAAGGCGUUCUACCCAUCUGCCAGUCCUGGCAUCAUCAUGGUCAGAAUGAUGGAACAGCUCGGUUACGACAACAUGAAUGAUUUCAACGAGCUCCUAACACACUUCAAUUUAUCUCCUCAAAUGAGCAACAUCAACAGGACCACCAACACAUUCGACUGCAUAAUUAUAAACGGUCGAUCAAAUCGCAUCGUUGAAUCAGAACAAGUUCUUCCAGCUCGGAAAUCAUUCACACUCGUUGAAUGCAAGAUUACAAGUUCGCUAGGGGAGGUUCGAUUGUUUGUCCGUCCGUCAGUCUGUCUAUCUGUGUGUUGUAACCAUAAGUCACCAUUUUAUUCCAUUCCUGUAACUUAA
Messenger RNA from Helobdella robusta, 1134 nucleotides. RefSeq lists its product as hypothetical. Bases 1 to 1134 code for a protein of 377 amino acids. The record is from RefSeq and is a predicted model, not a curated record. NCBI's taxonomy places the organism in Eukaryota, Metazoa, Annelida, Clitellata, Rhynchobdellida, Glossiphoniidae. Gene Ontology annotation, cellular component: cytoplasm; transcription export complex 2; nucleus. The transcript is spliced from 7 exons. Gene Ontology annotation, biological process: mRNA export from nucleus.